This is a messenger RNA of Cladocopium goreaui, 6018 nucleotides long. The record is from the annotation of a GenBank genome assembly. NCBI's taxonomy places the organism in Eukaryota, Dinophyceae, Suessiales, Symbiodiniaceae.
AUGCCUCGGAAAAUCCGCGACUGCCAGCCAAGCUGUGACCUGGCGAUGGUAGACUGGAGACCUGGUGAUCUCAGAAGGGAUCCCCGCUGGGAGAUAAGUGUGCCAUCCAUUCCCUGGAGUGGAGACGGCCUGACAGCGGAACUCACCAAAGAGGGUACCAUUCCAGACGAGGUCUUUGCGAAGGCAUGCCUCUCCUCGUCCACAGAGGCCCUGCACUGCGCCGAGCGCAUCGGUUUCCCGGUGAUGCUCAAGGCCUCUGAGGGCGGCGGCGGCAAAGGCAUCCGUAUGUCCCAGAGCAAGGAGGAGCUCGAGCAGCACUUUGCGCAAGUUCAGGCUGAAGUUCCUGGGUCGCCGAUUUUCAUGAUGCAGCUCUGUAGUGGUGCUCGUCACAUCGAAGUGCAGAUCGUAGGGGAUCAGCACGGUCAGGUGGUGGCAUUGAGUGGGCGCGACUGUUCCACUCAGAGACCUUUUCAGAAGAUCUUUGAGGAAGGUCCUCCGGUGAUAGUACCCAGAAGUACCUUCAAGGAGAUGGAACGAGCAGCGCAGCGGCUGACAGCCAGCAUUGGCUACAUGGGUGCGGGGACCAUUGAGUACCUGUACAACGCCAAGACCAACCAGUUUUACUUCUUGGAGUUGAAUCCGCGUUUGCAAGUGGAGCAUCCUGUGACCGAAGCCAUCACUGGAGUGAAUUUGCCUGCAACCCAACUCCAAGUGGCCAUGGGAAUUCCACUGGAUCGGAUGCCACAGAUUCGCAGCUUUUACGGAAAGAGCACUUGGGACGCCACCAAGAUCGAUUUCAUGACAGAUGAGUAUGUCUACCCCAAGGUGCAUUGCAUUGCUGCUCGCAUCACUGCAGAAAAUCCAGAUGACGGCUUCAAACCCACCAGUGGGAAGAUUGACCGAAUUAAGUUCCAAAGUUCCGUAGCAUGCUGGGGAUACUUCAGCGUUUGGACCCACGCGGCCAUCCACGAGUUCGCAGAUUCGCAGUUUGGGCACCUUUUCGCGCGCGGAGAAGAUCGAGAGGAAGCGCGGAAGACGCUGGUGUUGGCCCUUAGCAACUUGGAGGUGGUGGGUGAGAUCCGGACGCCCAUCGAAUAUUUGGUGGAGCUCUUGCGAACUGAGGCAUUCUGCCGGAACUCCAUCGACACCAGCUGGUUGGAUGGAAUGAUUCGGGAGCGAACUGUCAAAGUGAAGUAUGAGAAGCUGGACGUGGUCUUCUACGCGGCCGUGCUCCGGGCAGUGCGCCGCUUCGAGGCAAGGGACAAGGACCUGGCAGAGGCCAUUGCGAAGCGCCGCCUGGGGCUGUUGCAUCAGGUGGGUCACUCCACCGUGGACUUCGAAAUCGCCUUUGAAGGGCACAAGUUCCAGUUCCUGGUUCGGCGCCUGGCCAGCAACCUCUACGACUUCACCGUGGCCGAUCAGACCAUCCAAACGCAGGUGCGGGUGCAGCCAGACAACUCCUUGCUGGUCUCCAUCGAUGGCUCAGUCAUGAAGGUUUCUGGCAGCGAGGAAGCGCUGGGCCUGCGCUUGCGCUUGCAAGGCAUUGGCACAGUGUUGCUGCCCACCAUCUUUGAUCCCUCUGAGCUCCGCUCCGACUUCAACGGCAAAGUGAUCCGUUACCUGGUGCCUGAAGGUGGUUCUGUGCAGAAGGGCCAAGCCUAUGUGGAACUGGAGGCCAUGAAGAUGGUCAUGCCGUUGAAGGCCAGUGCAGCCGGGCUAGUGAAGCAGUUGAAGGGUCCUGGAAGCAUCGUCGCAGCUGGGGAGCUCUUGGCCAGGCUCCAACUGGAAGAUCCCAGCAGCGCGCCGCAGCUGGACCCCUUCGUCGGUACCUUCAGCCUGGCGACGGAAGCGCCCGGGCCCAGGACGGCGACGGCGGGGCCCGAGGCAACGGCGAAGGUCUGCCGCGCGCUGGAGGGCUAUGCCAUGCAGGGCACAAAGCAGCAGCUGGCGAAGGAGUUGUUGAUGGAGGAAGAGACUGGAAGCAAGUUGGACCAGGCUUUGACUGCACUGGAGCAUUACCUCAGCGUGGAGCGAAAAUUUUCCGACUCGUACGCGCAAGGUUGCAGCAUGGAUUUGGUGGUGGCCAAAUUGUUGGAUGCUGAGUCGUCGCCGGAGGAGGCCGCCCGCGACCUCUCAGCCAAUGGAGCACCCGGUCGUGCUGAACUGGUCGGUGAGAUCUUGCAGGGCUUGGAGGCCUUGCAACCGCAGCAGAAGGAGGUGGUAGCAGAGGGCAAACUGCCUCGUGCCACCUCACAGAAGCUGUGGCAAUCUGUGCGUGAGCAGGGCAACUGGACUCGCCUUGCAGAUCUGCUGACUGAGCUGGCGGAGCUGCCGGCAGUGGCCAGCUACGCGCCCGUGCGCCUGGCGGCCAGGCGUUUGUGCCAGACCGUCUCCGGGGAGUCGUGGAUGGAGCGCUUCCAGACGCUGCAAGCGGCCUUGAAAUCCGGCGAGCAGAAGGUCUUGACUUGGCCACCACAUGAAGCUGGAUGCAACCUCCUGGCCCACGCGCUUUCCGAGAAGGAAGUGCAGGUGAAGGCUUUAGAGGUGCUGAUUCGGCGCAGCUACCGUGCCUUCGGCGUCUCCAAAGAUUCGACCAUCCGCAUUGAAAGGAAGGAGGAAAGCCUCGAGGCCAAGUGGAAAUUCCGACAUCCAGGUGUCCCAUGCGAUGCCAAAGCCAUGACCGUGUGGCAGGGUAUAGCCAAGGUCUUUCCGAACUAUGAAUCCCUGAAGCAGUACCUGGCUUCGGAGUUGCAGAUCGGCGAUCGGGGUGAAGGUGAAGGUUUGAAAGCGGGGCGCUUGCACUUGGUGCUUCUGGGGGAGGAGGCAAUGACCAGCGCAGGGAGCGAGGAACGGUUUCAUCAGUUGGUGACAGAGCUGCACCAGCUCUUGAGACAGGUGGAGGCGAAGCUCCAGUCUCUUGGGGCGUUGGAAGUGGUUCUGAUGCUGCCGAAGCAUCCCAGCCUGGGCAGCAAUGCCGAUGAGCCACGUUUUGCCUUCUUCGCCCAACGUGCCAGCUGGACAGAGGUGUUCAGCUGUCGUGAUCUGGGUUUCAACUUACCGUGUCUCUUAGAAGUGGAACGCCUUGAGGGUGCGAAGUUGGAGCGCCUGCCACCUGUCUCCUCUGCGGAUCCGCAGUCGGAGGUCUUCCUGGCCACGGGCGGCGGGUCGGCCAAGGUGGUCCACGUGCGUUCCGUGUCGCACAGCCGGCUGGGUUUUCAGCCCAGUAGCAACUCUUGGGUCUCGCGGCUCGAGGCCUUGCUGUUGGCGGUGGUGCACGAGAUGGAAUGUGCCAGACUUUCUCCCAAGGCUGCUGGCAGCGAAGGUCGGAUGUUUCUGCACCUCACCUCGUUGGCAGAGAUUGCAGCCACGGACCUCUUCCAACUGCUGCAGUCCUUCGUGGUGGAAUUCGUGGCACGCCAUGGUGCGCUCCUACAGGCCUUGUGGUUGGAUGAGAUCACGCUGAAGGUCCGCUUGGCAAACUUGGGAUCAGAGGUUGAUGGCUGCCAAGGGGUUCUGCGCUUCGUUGCGACCUCUGGUGCUGGGGAGUACAUGAAAUGCCACGGUUGGUUGGAGGAGGUGGACCCCCUGAGUGGUUCCCCCGUGGCCUGGCGCGACCUCUCCACGGGGCAGACGGAGGGCGCAGCGGCCACCGUGGCCGAGACGGCGGAGGCGCAGCGGCGGCAACGGAGGCAGACGGCCCGGCGGGCGGGAUCCACCUAUGCGCCCGAAUUCCUGGGUUUGUUGGAGGUGGCACUGGUGAAAGACUGGGCGAACUUUUCGCGCAAGCGACAAUGCUCGGUGCCCAAGGAGCUGUUGGUGGCCAGCGAGUUGAAACUGUCCAGCGGCGAGCUGCAGGAAAGUGACAGGAAGCACGACAUCAGCAGCAGCGACAUCGGCAUGUUGGCCUGGCGACUGUUCCUGCGCACCCCGGAGUUCCCUGAGGGACGCUCCCUGGUGUUGAUCGCCAACGACGUCACGCACCAAGCAGGUUCCUUCGGUGUGGCAGAGGACCAGUUCUUUAAGAAAGCCACGGAAUACGCGCGGCAGCGGGGCUUGCCACGGGUCUACAUCGCCUGCAACAGCGGUGCACGCGUCGGGCUGGUGGAUGAGAUCAUUCCCAAGCUACAGGUCCAAUGGAAAGAUGCCAGCGACCCAUCCAAGGGCUUCGACUUCCUUUACCUCACCGAAGCGGACUACCAGAGCCUACCCUCGGGCGCCGUCAUCGCCACCUUGGUGCCGGAGGUGGGCUAUGCCCUGGAGGCGGUGGUGGGCUUGGGCUGCCGUUCCAUCGAUGGCGGCAUCGGUGUGGAGAAUUUGCAGGGCAGUGGCUCCAUCGCGGGCGAGACGUCGCGAGCAUACAACGACAUUUUCACCUUGUCCUACGUCACUGGCAGAUCCGUGGGCAUCGGUGCGUAUCUGAACCGCCUGGGACAACGGGUCAUCCAAUCGGUGGAUGGGCCCUUGGUACUCACUGGCUAUGGUGCUCUCAACAAGUUGCUGGGGAAGAAUGUGUAUUUUUCGCAAGACCAGCUUGGAGGACCCCAGAUCAUGGUUCCCAACGGCAUCACCCACCAGCUGGUACAAAACGAUCAGGAAGGUGCUGAGGCAAUUCUGAAGUGGCUCUCCUUUGUUCCCAGGGAUACCUGGUCCCUGCCGCAGUCUGUAACUUCUUUGGACCCUCCUGAACGAUUGGUGGAAUUUAGACCCACGAAACAGGCUUACGAUCCUCGGCACAUGUUGGCUGGAACGACAACUGACAAUGGCAAAUGGCUUUCUGGUUUCUUCGACCGAGGAAGUUUCGUUGAAUACAUGGCUGGUUGGGGCCGAAGUGUAGUAGUAGGUCGAGCACGCUUGGGGGGCAUCCCCAUGGGUGUGAUAGCAGUCGAGACCAGGAAUGUUGAAAGGAGAAUACCUGCUGAUCCCGGCAAUCCAGAGAGUAGAGAGAUUGUCGAGCCUCAAGCAGGGCAAGUGUGGUUUCCUGACAGUGCCUACAAGACAGCCACAGCCAUACGGGACUUCAAUGUGGGCGAAAAUCUUCCUUUGAUGAUCUUUGCCAAUUGGCGUGGUUUCUCUGGAGGAACUCGAGACAUGUACGGAGAAGUCUUGAAAUUCGGAGCUCAGAUUGUGGAUGCCUUGGUGGAUUACAAACAACCCGUCUUCAUUUACAUUCCCCCGGAGGGCGAACUCCGUGGGGGGUCCUGGGUAGUGGUGGAUCCAGCCAUUAAUCCCGAUGUCAUGGAGAUGUACGCCGAUCAAGACAGCAGGGGUGGGAUUUUGGAGCCGGCUGGCGUGGUGGAGGUGAAGUUCCGCGCGGCGCAGCGCAGGGAACUGAUGCAUCGCCUGGAUGAGCAGCUACAGCAGCUGGAUGAGCAGAUGAAGACGUCACCUUCCGAAGAGGUACAACAGGAGAUCCAGGCCCGAGAAGAGAUGCUGCAGCCACUCUACACCCAGGUGGCCUGUGAGUUCGCUGACCUCCACGACCGUGCGGGGCGCAUGAAGGCGGUGGGCGCCAUUAAAGAGAGUCUGGAGUGGCACUCUUCGCGCGAGUUCUUCUAUUGGCGCUUGCGGCGGAGCCUGCUGGAGAAAGGCCUCAUCCGCGACUUGCGCGCAGCGGAUUCUGCCAUGAACCAGCCAGUGGCCAUGGCCACUGUACAGGCGUGGUUGAAAGAAGACGCUGGGGGCAGCUGUAGCGAUCGAAGAGCGGUGGAACUGCUCCAAGCGAUGUCGGCGAAAGAGAAGGUCCGCAGCGUUCAUGCCAAGGCGGUGAAGCGACAGUUCCAUGAAGUUUGCGAUGAGUUGGUCCGUUCCGGGCAACUGGGUUCGCUGGGCCGCUGCUUCUUCCGCUGCCUGGUCCCCAACCGCGCUGACUGCGCCGUUCCUCCGCUUCGAGAGGAGACGCCGGCACCACGGGUGACACCGGCACCGCUGCCGGGCUUGUUGGGAAAGGUGCAGGUUGAAAAGAAACCGGCCUAAAGUGCUGGGAGGGCCUUGGACCAUGAAAAAACAUGGAAAAGCGGU